Molecule: messenger RNA, 5379 nt
Organism: Mycosarcoma maydis (corn smut)
Lineage: Eukaryota; Fungi; Basidiomycota; Ustilaginomycetes; Ustilaginales
Exons: 1
Coding region: 1-5379 (1792 amino acids)
Biological process (GO): regulation of transcription by RNA polymerase II
Molecular function (GO): RNA polymerase II cis-regulatory region sequence-specific DNA binding; DNA-binding transcription factor activity, RNA polymerase II-specific
Source: RefSeq, a predicted model, not a curated record
AUGACCACACCAUCGCAACCGCGCUCGUUUGGCUCCCCGGGCUAUCCCCCCGCCUCUUCCUCAUCGGACUACUCGCCUACUUCCACCAGCACUCCCUUUGCUACGCCUGCAACUCGUGCCACCAGCAUCGCUCCAAGCACCUUAUCGCGCUCGGCUCCUGGCAGUCGACGCGCCAAGUUCGCCAUGGUCAAUCCAGCAGACCAGUCGCCCCUUCAAGCGAUCCAUGCCAGUCCCACACCUACAGGCUCACGCUCCGCAACACCUGUCAGCAUGGAGCAUCCCGUUGCCAAAGAGCAUGCCCAACCCUCUUCUUCCACUUCCACUUCCACCUCGCUCACCACGUGUCCACCCGCUCGCACAGUCAACCGUGUUUGUCUCACAGCAGCCGCUCCUUCCACCAACACGAGCUUGCCGUUGACCUCGUCUCCAACCAACAAGCUUGCACCGUCCCUUUCUUCUUCGACAGCAAAACUCGGCUGCUCAACUCCCUCUACCAGCGCAGCCGGGUCCGGCUCUUCCGCUCCCGCAACACGCUCCGAAAUGUCCAAGGAUGCCCAAGACUUUUUCGCCAGAGCGCAGGCAAUGGGCCUCCGUCUCACACGCGAAGACUACGAGAGGACAAAGGCUGGCGUGGCCGCCUUUCUCAAAGCUGAACGUCGUCCUUUCUCGGCCACGGCUACGCCUGAUGUCGCUUCCACUUCUGCAUCUUCUUCCAAUCCAACCGAGCGCAAAGCAUCUACGAGCACCCAACGCACAGCGACUACCACAACGUCCACAGCCUCCAUCGAAUCCGCUUCGGAUGCUGCAAAGCCAGUUGAACCCCCAUCCGGCCCCUCCCAGCCUCGUAUCGCCGCUCCUUCGCUCUUGACACGUCCAAGUGCUUCCGCAUGGCCGCGCAACACCAGCAGUCCGGCCCUCUCCUUUUUCACCGCCGUCAUUGAGCCAGAAGACUCUCCUGGGUCGCCCAAGAUCCACCCCAGCCUCGACCAGGUUGGCAACGCCGAAGAGCGACGUCGUCUCAAGCUCAAGAAGCACAAGCUACGUCAGCGACGCCAACGUGAGCGUGCCAUUGCCGCUGCCAAUGUCGCCUCGACUUGCGCCAAGGAUCUUCUCGCGACGCCCAACUCCACCGUCGCUCACUCCUCGCCCGCUUCAGGCUCCAGUUCCGCCUUUCGAACUCCUCCAGCCAGAAAUCACGCAAAGAAGAACAGCUGCAGCAGCAUCAAAUCCGUCACUCGCGUCGGCCUUGGUCUCGACCUCAACGGCAGCGAUUCUACUACAAGCCCGGACCCUUCCACUCCCUCCAACCCUCUUUCCAGCGGCUUCUCCGGUCGCAGAUCUCGCGUUCGCACUGUCUCGUUCGAGGCUUCGCCCGUCGCGCGCGUCAGUGGCGAGGUACGUGACUGCACCUCGCUCGAGGAACUUAGCCGUCGCGCCUGGGUUAGCCCUCGAGGCACGCUGCGAUUGCUCAAAUCGCCUGUCGAACAAGAUGCUGUCUUCUGCAGCCCCGAUGUCGAUCCCGACGACUCUGGCAUCUGCUUUUCCAUCCUCGAGCCGCCCACCUCUGCCGCUGCCCGCCUCAACGGCGGCUUGGCUGCCGACGGUUGGGGCGCGGCUCGUCGAAGGGCUCUCUCAACAAGCUCCAACGGCACCGCUGCUCCUGCUCACUUGGACAGCUCCGACAUCAAGAUGAGCGGUCUGAGCUUUCUCGACAGGAUCAUGUCCAAGCAGACCAGCCCAAGGCGCCUCUACAAGGCCGAGAAGCUCAGGCAAAAGCAAGCAGCCCACCAAAAGGUGUUGCAAGAGCAGGUACAAGCCGAAAUCGCCGCUCAGCACGUUGUCGAUGCCGCCGCCCGCGCACAACACGAGCUCAACGAGGCCGUCAAAGCUGCCGCUGCAGCCGAUGCCAUCAAGGCAGCCAAUCCGGACUACGCUUCCCUCGUGCUAAGCACCCCUAGCGGCGCCAACAGGACACGAAAAUCGCCAGAUUCCAUCGUGCGUGCUACCCCUCUCGAAUCCUCCUCCUCUCGCGCUUUGCGCUGGACCACCCUCGGUGCAAGCCCCGGUAACAUGCACAUGCGCAUGACCACGCGCGAGCACUACGACUUUACCAUGCACGGCAUUUCGCCCAGUCAGCCCGGUUACGAUUCUCUCGACACGCUCUGCAACAUUCACUCGACCCCUGGUCCCAUCACCUUUUCCGCCUGGGACGCCGAGCCCCUGUCGACCUUGCGAAAGACUUCUGACGCCAAUCGUUCCAAUGUACGAGCCAGCUCGUCCGUCACGCCUGCUGCUCACUUCCUCAUGGCAACCGACGAGCAUCGUCCCGAGCUGAUUGGUGUCAGCCCUUCGGUUGCCAGCUUCUUCCACGCUAGGCAGGUGAGCGCGCAGGCUUCAGCCAACUCUUCACUCAUGCGCUCUUCAUCGCAGGGGGUGGCGGUCAUGUCUCCGCUCUCAGGACGUCUCGUCUCGGGUGUCGCCAGCCGAAUUGGCGAUCUCGAUUUUGACGUUGAUGACGAUAUUGGAAUCAACAGCGAAGACACAGCCAGUCUUGGCAAGCCUCCAGCUUUCAACGCCAAGCGCGGUCUUUUGUUCUCUGUUCCCGGUGGUACUGCACUCGACCCGCCUCCCUCGUCGCUUGCUGAGGCCGCCCAGCUGGAUGACACUGCUCACAAGGGCUUCAUCGUGUCGACUUCAUCACCCAUGGCUUUCAAUUUUUCCCUUCGAGCCGGUAUCGACGGUGAUCAGAUGAUCGGCGGUAAGCUGCCGUUCGCCAGCCCCCGUAGUGCCCUCGUCCGCGCCCAAUCAGGUUCUGCCAUCGACGCUCGCCGCGAUCGUCAACCGUCUGGCAACAUUCGCGAAUUUUUGAGUUCAGCAACUAGCAGCAGCAAGCACAAACGCGGCCUUUCGCGCAAGAUCGACACCAUCAGUCCCGCCGACGUCUUUGGCUCUAGCUUGCCACGCACCGUAUCGGCACCUAAUGUCGAGACCAAACAGCCACUGCCCGAACCAAGCAAGGGCGUCAGUCAUGCUUUCGACGCACCUCACGCUGAAUCCCAAGACGACACCAGCCUCACCACGGCGCGCAAUCGCAGCAAGAAGAGAAUCAAACUCGCAGAGGAACGCCGCGUACAGAGCGACUCGCCGCCUUCUCCCAGCAAACAGCUCGCAAAUGCAGCCAAGACGGUCGCUGAUGAGUCGGCUGUGCUCGUGCAGCCAUCUUCUGAGCUGCCAACCAUUGCUGUCAACAUGAUGAGCCGAGCUGAAGAUGCCGAGCCGGCUGCCGCCCUCUUUGCUACUAAGGGCACCGAGCAGCAUGCUGACAUUAGUGGCGCUGCGGCCAACAGCGUAUCGCAGCCUUCAUCGACGAAGAAGAGCAAGAAAUCCAAAGCUGCUGGGGACUCUGGCUUGCACUUGGGUGCGAUCAAGGACGUCGAUGUUCCUUGCCAGGACUUUGAGCGUAUGGCCCAAGCCGCUCCGUCUGUCCAGAAUGGCGAUGAGAUCGGCUGGGACCAGCCAGACGGCAGCCGCCUGGUCAAGUUGGUCUCGGAAGAGCUCAGAGCGGCGCUCGAUGCGGGCACGUUGCUCGAGGAGCCAGCUGCGCGUUACUAUCUGUUGCCGCCCGGAUUUGGGCAAUCCAAGGCCAAGCCAAGCUCGGUGUCGUACGCUGGCCUCAUUGGCCAGGCGAUCAAAUCGUCAUCCGACAUGCGUCUUUCGCUGUCGGAAGUAUACGACUGGAUCAGCUCUACCUAUCCAUUCUUCGAAAAGGGUGACCGCGGAUGGCAGAACUCGAUCCGUCACAAUCUCAGUCUCAACAAGAGCUUUAUCAAGAUUGAACGGGAGGCCAACAUGCCGGGCAAGGGCGGAUGGUGGGCUAUCAAGCGGGGCCACGAGGACCGGUUCCAGAAUGGCCUAUACAACGCCAUGCCUCAGAAGUUCGAGGCUGCCAAGGCUCGGCAGCAGCAGCAGCAACAACAACAACAGAGCCAGACGAACAGCAAGGCUGUGAACUCUCUCGAUGCCGUCCAGAGUGCGCUCAGCGUGGACGACGCCGAUACGACUUUGACCUCGUCGCAGGGCGGCGACAGCGUGGACAACAGCACCAAGAAACGCAACAAGGCCAAGCGCAAGAAGUCGCAGACGGGCGAUGCUGCCGACAGCGGCGACGAAUCGGACAAGGAAAGCGGUCGACCGCAGUCAACCAAGAAGGUCAAGGUUCUAGGCCCUCGCGCUGCGGCUGACCGCCUUCCGCUCCUGGAGACGCAGCUUCAGAACAGCGAUGGGUUGGCAGGCGCUGCUAUGGCGAUCAACGGACUCGAUUCGAUCACACCCAUUCGUCCUCAUGUCGGCUCGUCGGUCUACACGGGCAGCAUCGCAGGCAGCAACUACAGCAAGACCAUUCCCGGUUUGGUCGACAGCGCCAGCAGCCCUCCUAGCAGUCCAUUGAUGCUGAUGCCGCCGCCAUCGAUGCAAGCAACCGCCAACCACAGCGCAAGGAAGCGCAAACUGGCUGGUCAAGGCAACGGCCAGCUUGGUUACGGCCCUGCUUUCUCUCCUUCUCUCUACGCCAUGCGUGGCUCGGCUCUGGGCGGCGCAUUUGCCUUUUCGAACGGCCUGGACGACACUUCGUGUGGUUCGCCUUUGCGCCGACAGAUCAAGGGCUCAACUGGCGAACAUGCUUCUAACAAUUCGUCGGUCACGUCUCCGAAGCGACUGUGGUCCAUCAGCUCGCCCGUGUCGUCGAUGCGCGGACAGGGACAACAGGGACAGGGUGAUAGUGGAGCUCGAUCACCUACAUCGACUGCACGCGUUGCCGCUGCCUUGGCCCACUCGCCCAUCCGAAGCUCACCUCUGCGGAGCAGCGGAGCGGGCAUGCUCUCUCCGAAUUCGAGUGCAAGCCUGCAGAUGCAGCUGGCUAUGGGUGGCAAUGCGGGCCAGAUGAGCUUCAACGGCGCCGGCUUCGGUGCGGGACUUGGCAUGGGAUCAGGUCUGACGCCGGGGCGUACACCUGGCUCGCUGCGCUUCUCGAGCGGCAUGUCUCCUGGCCGACGAGGCUUCCAGAGCCAAGGCCAGAUGAUGGGUAUGAGUCUGGUCGGGGCUGCUCCGCAAAACAUGCAGCAGUCGUGGUACCUGGACGACCCGUUUGAGAUGCAAGCCAGCCUGCAACAGCACCAUCAGCACCAACAGAUGAUGCCGCAGCAUCUUCAGAUGCACGCACAGCCUGGUCACGGCAGCGUGGUCCCCCACUAUCCUGGAUUCAGCGGCGUUGGUGAAGGGCUCACGACUUCGCCACUGCGUCAGGCGUGGAACAGCAUCCAGGCUGCCGGUGGCAUUCAGGCCUUCACUGGAGGCCAUGCCUUUUCGCAAGCUCGACAGUGA